UUUUUUCCUAUUUACAAAAGUCUUAUAUCUUUGUUACGAAACAACUUCUUAGCAUAGAAAACUGAAAACCUCCUAUAAUCCUCCCUGCUACUGCUCACCGCCCAUCUCUGUGGGAAUGCCAGCCAGGAGUUUGGGGACUCAGUGGCGCUUAAGGUUUGUUACCGCCCGGCGAAGGCCGGCAUCGGUCCUCCAGCCAGCAGGGGACAGUACAACGCACGCCUAGGGCUGGCGCGCUCUCUCUUCCACACGUCGCUCGCGUGAUCGUCAGUGCUACAUACUGCGCCUGCGCACGGGCUGAGGCCUUUUCCCCCCCCGGAGCGCUGCUGGGCCUGCUGGUCUGUGGCGAGCCGCGGACGCCGGUCUCUGUUCCGCAGGAUGGGGUUUGUUAAGGUUGUCAAGAAUAAGGCUUACUUCAAGAGAUACCAAGUGAAAUUUAGAAGAAGACGAGAGGGUAAAACUGAUUAUUAUGCCCGGAAACGCUUGGUAAUUCAAGAUAAAAAUAAGUACAACACACCUAAAUACAGGAUGAUAGUUCGUGUAACCAACAGAGAUAUCAUUUGUCAGAUUGCUUAUGCCCGCAUAGAAGGAGAUAUGAUAGUUUGUGCGGCUUAUGCUCAUGAACUCCCAAAGUACGGUGUGAAGGUUGGCCUGACAAAUUAUGCUGCAGCAUAUUGUACCGGCCUGCUGCUGGCCCGCAGGCUCCUCAAUAGGUUUGGCAUGGACAAGAUCUAUGAAGGCCAAGUGGAAGUGACUGGAGAUGAAUACAAUGUGGAAAGCAUUGAUGGUCAACCUGGUGCCUUCACCUGCUAUUUGGAUGCAGGGCUUGCCAGAACUACUACUGGAAAUAAAGUUUUUGGGGCCCUCAAGGGAGCGGUGGAUGGAGGCUUGUCUAUCCCUCACAGUACCAAACGAUUCCCUGGUUAUGAUUCAGAAAGCAAAGAAUUCAAUGCAGAAGUACAUCGAAAGCACAUCAUGGGUCAGAAUGUUGCAGAUUAUAUGCGUUACCUAAUGGAAGAAGACGAAGAUGCUUACAAGAAACAAUUCUCUCAAUACAUAAAGAACAACGUAACUCCAGACAUGAUGGAGGAGAUGUAUAAGAAAGCUCAUGCUGCUAUACGAGAGAAUCCAGUUUAUGAGAAGAAGCCUAAGAAAGAAGCAAGCUUCCUUAGAGCUCAGGAGCGGGCUGCUGAGAGCUAAUAAACCAAACCACAAUUUUCUAUGAAGAUUUUUCAGUUAAAGACAAUAAUAAACUUAUUCAUGAAGCA
This is a messenger RNA of Neomonachus schauinslandi (Hawaiian monk seal), 1265 nucleotides long. It is a transcript of the gene RPL5, whose product is annotated as ribosomal protein L5. Gene Ontology annotation, biological process: ribosomal large subunit assembly; translation. Bases 376 to 1197 code for a protein of 273 amino acids. The record is from RefSeq and is a predicted model, not a curated record. Gene Ontology annotation, cellular component: cytosolic large ribosomal subunit; ribosome. Lineage: Eukaryota; Metazoa; Chordata; Mammalia; Carnivora; Phocidae. The transcript has 8 exons. Gene Ontology annotation, molecular function: structural constituent of ribosome; 5S rRNA binding.